UAAUUUCUAACACACAUUUUCUCUAACCUUCGUAAAUCUGCUGCUGCUCCGUCUCCAACAAAGAAAAUGUGCAGGUCCUAAUGUGAGUGAGGCUGUAAUCGUUUUUAGUUGUUUUGUACUGAUAAGAUAUUUAAUCUUUUUCUCUAGUUUUUCUACUUGGCCUCACUUCUCCGUCAGUAUUUUUUUUUCUCUAUAUUUAACCACUUGCCUCUUUAUCUUCUCACCUCGGACUUGCUUUCUCUUUUCCCUUGCAAAAUUUACCGAGAACAAGACAGGAACGGUGUAGCGUUAAAUAGAUAUCUAUACGUGUGUGUAUAUAGUCUCCUUCGCUGACGCCGGAGAUUUUUAACAGAUUUUCAUUAUGGUCCGAAAAAUUUGCGUGCUAGGAGCUGGAAUUAUUGGUCUCUACUCAGCCGUUCGAAUACUUGAAGACUUACAAAAUGUUGAUGUUACAGUUAUUGCCGAAAAGUUUUCUCCGAACAACACAUCUGACGUGGCUGCUGGCUUCUGGAUCCCCCAUAAAAUGGGCUCCACAAAUAUAUCCUUAAUCAAACGGUGGGGCGAUGAAACAUUCCAGUAUCUGCUCAACCUUCACGAAUCGCCAAUGGCCUCCGAGCUUGGCAUCCAACUUGUCUCCGGUUAUCAUCUCAAUAGCAGACAGGCGACUGAUCAGUGUGCCCUCAGACUGUAUGGACUUGGUUUUCAUACGGUUGCUCUUCAGGACAACCGCUAAGCCCCUGAAAUCCAGUUCAUCCAGCUUGGUCUACGAAAGAUGAUUGGACCCACAUAGAGGAGAGCAUGAGGGAA
Molecule: messenger RNA, 807 nt
Organism: Octopus sinensis (East Asian common octopus)
Lineage: Eukaryota; Metazoa; Mollusca; Cephalopoda; Octopoda; Octopodidae
Product: D-aspartate oxidase-like
Exons: 4
Coding region: 362-733 (123 amino acids)
Molecular function (GO): D-amino-acid oxidase activity; FAD binding
Source: RefSeq, a predicted model, not a curated record